AUGUCACCUGCACCCUCCCCUGAAUUCUCUGUCCUUCUCCAGGUGACAAAAGGCCCCACGUCUCACAUCCACCUCCGCGCCACUGUGUUGGAAGUGUCGCUCGACGUCUCCAAGCGCAGACUGCAAUUCUCUGACAUCCUUGUUGGGCAGUGCCAGGUUGAGACCAUCCGGCUCUACAACUGGUUCCAAGUACCCUGCACAUGGUUCAUUACUGCCAGCAAGCCCAUUCAGAAGAGGUCUUACAAGAAUGAGCUGAAGCUCAACAUUUGUGGGAGCAGCAAUUACUUAAAGCUGCACCUCUCAGGACAAGGUCUGGAGCCACGGUUGGAGUUCAGCCCCCCAGCACUAAAGAUGGGACCGGUGCUGGUGGACAGCAAUGGGGUGGAGGCCACAGUGGUGGUGAAGAACCCAUGCAACUUCCCCAUUGAGUUUUACUCCCUGGACUUUGAUGAACAGUACCUCGAGGAGGAGAAGAUCCUGUGGAUGGCACUGGGGUCUGAGCACCAAAAGAGCUUUUUGAUGCCUCCACGCGCUGUGGAUGGGACGCUGCCCCCACAGGUGCUGGAGGACUGUGAAGCACAGAAGCUGAAGACUCAACAGGCAAAGCUCAAGGCCAGGGCCAAGGCCCAGCCUUCAACUGCAAACAAAGGUCAGAAGCCUAAGGAGAAUGUGAAGAAGGUUAAACAAAAAUGUGGAGGCCAAAGGAGUCUUCAGUCAUCUCAGCUGGAGACACAAAGCCAAGUUGCAGAGGGGACAGUCAGAGAUGAGCAUGUCGGGGUGCCGUGCCUGGACAUGCAGGACACACAUUCAAAGGCCAUGAUCUGGGAGAUCCUGAGGGAUGGGAAGCUGCCAACGAAAGACCAGGUAAAACCCUGCAAGGCUCAGAUCUUGAGCUUGCCAUGGGACUAG
This is a messenger RNA of Haemorhous mexicanus (house finch), 909 nucleotides long. RefSeq names its product hydrocephalus-inducing protein homolog. The record is from RefSeq and is a predicted model, not a curated record. The transcript is spliced from 3 exons. Gene Ontology annotation, cellular component: axoneme. Lineage: Eukaryota; Metazoa; Chordata; Aves; Passeriformes; Fringillidae. Bases 1 to 909 code for a protein of 302 amino acids. Gene Ontology annotation, biological process: cilium movement; axonemal central apparatus assembly.